Oppia nitens is the source of this 1059-nucleotide messenger RNA. RefSeq lists its product as uncharacterized. The record is from RefSeq and is a predicted model, not a curated record. The transcript has 2 exons. Bases 154 to 1035 code for a protein of 293 amino acids. Lineage: Eukaryota; Metazoa; Arthropoda; Arachnida; Sarcoptiformes; Oppiidae.
AUAGUAAGUUUGUAAACUCUAUCCAAUAAUUUUACAUUGGUACUUUUACAACAACAAUAAUAUCAACACUAAUAAUAAACAUAAUUAAACUUUAUAAUAAACAAUAAUAAUAUUUAAAAUAUUUAUUUAAUUAAACUAUAAAAUAAAAGUGACAUGGAUUAUAUUACUAAUAAUAAUAAACGUGAUAGAAAUUUCCGCUACCGUAAAUGGGCCGUACAAUCGGCCAGUGGGUUUACUAUGGUUGCCGGUAUCAUAUUGGUUACCCUAACUGUUCAAUAUGUUAAUUCAAGUUACAAACUAAAUCCACAUAGCUACAAUAAUUUAGAAAAGGUACGCAAUCUGGCACUGGGUGUCGGUAUAUCGGCAAUACUUAUACAAUUGAUUGGCCAGUUGGGUGCCUAUAGGGAACAUUAUUUUACAUGCCUUGUCUAUGGUAUAACACUUAUUAUACUAUUUCCAUUGAGUAUACUAUCGUGUUUUUGGACCGAUUUCGGUAUCGAUUGGUUACUAUCGGUACUGUAUUUAGUUUGUACGGUCAAUGCCCUGAUAUUUGCACGUAUAUUGCGCCGAUUGCGCAAUCAUCAGCUUAGUAUACCCGUACAGUUUGGCCAACGUUUGGACACUACUACUACUACUACCAACUCGGCAGCCGUAGUGAUGGCCGAGACUGUACUCAGUCAACCAUAUUUAGCACCGGGUGGUGUUGGUCAUCAACAACAACAGUACCCAAUCGGUUAUACCAAUCAAACAGUAUAUGCGGCACCGGUACCGGCAUCAUCACCAUUGCCACUACAAACAAACAGUGGACAGUUGUAUCAGUACGAGAAAACAGUAGUAUUUCCUGAACCUGGACAUCAAUACCAGCAACAACUACAAGGUAUGGGCGCCGCCGAUGAAGUAGUAGUAGCAGAGGAACCGCCAUCGUAUGCCGAGUCACAAGUUAUGGCCAGUAGUAGUAGUGGUAGUACUAGUGGUAGUAUACCCGUAAGUUUGGAUACCCGGGAUCAUUAUCGACACCAAUCAGGGAGGCAUUGAAUACGAGUAUACCAUCCAUACAUC